This is a messenger RNA of Cooperia oncophora, 402 nucleotides long. The record is from the annotation of a GenBank genome assembly. NCBI's taxonomy places the organism in Eukaryota, Metazoa, Nematoda, Chromadorea, Rhabditida, Trichostrongylidae.
AUGCAGCUUAUCGAUGUACCUCAACAAAAUAUACUGGCAUCAGCAGUUGAAUCGAACAACAUUGUCUACUUUACACGUGCGCCUUCCACAACUGCACCACUGACUGUUGAAUGGGUUACGAGUCCACGUUCGUGGCGUCCACCACCGGACCCAAACGCGAACCAGCCUGAAUGGGUCGAAACUACAACAACCGAAUCGCCAUCGAGAGUGAUCAACGGGUGUGAAAUAAGCGAUGACUGCCAUUUCAGCUACGAGCAAGACCUUCUCUGUGCUCAUCCUAGCGAUCCUUCACGAUACCUUCAAUGCACGCCGAUGAUUGGAAGGCGAGGCCGUUGGAUCGAGAGAAAUUGUCCGCCAUCGUUAAUUUUCAUUCAGUCCUAUGCAGCCUGUGGAAGGGAUGUA